Molecule: messenger RNA, 3395 nt
Organism: Chara braunii
Lineage: Eukaryota; Viridiplantae; Streptophyta; Charophyceae; Charales; Characeae
Source: the annotation of a GenBank genome assembly
GGUACUGCGUGCUUCGUGAAUUGGUCCUCUGUGUUUCGUGAAUUGGUGUGACUUGGGUGCGCCACGAUCUGUGAAUUGGUGCUCGCGCUUCCAGUGAAUUGGUGUUCGUUCUUCUCGGAGCGGUGCUUCGUGCAUCCUGUGUCGUGAACUGGUGCGCGGUGAGUUGAACUGAGUUUGUGCUUUGGUCGUUCGUGCUUGCAGUGAAUUGGGGCUGUGUGCUUCGUGUUCCGUGCGAUGUGUUUUCGGCGUGGAUUUCCGCUACCACGUGAGUUGGAGCCUUCGUCAACAUUGCUGACUCGAGUGAGUGAUGCCUUGCAUUCGUUUCUCCUUUUUACCCCGGCCGUCACUUCCCGCCCCUGCCGUCUGUUUCCACCCCCAGCUUCCUCACGUUUCCACCCGCCCCUUGCUCCUACUGCUUCUGGUCUUAUUAGGGAAGGUUAUGCUCUUUCUCGAUCGGUAUUGGAGGGGAGGAGAGUUCUGCGGGAUGGGCAUUCAAUCUUUUCUGAUGGAGGCAGCUGUCGCCUGAUCUUUUCGGAGAGGAAGACUGGGGUGGGAGGAUAUUAGGGAGAGGGAGGUAAGCGAUCUUCGUGAUCGCUCCUGUUGAAGCGAAGGAGAGUGAAGAGAAAGGGAGUUGUUAGCGAGGGGAGUAAGGGCGAGAUGAAGGUAAUUUUUAUUAUGGGCAUUGAUUUUUUGAGAGGUGGGCGUAUGACAGUGAAGACGAGAUGAUGACGAUAAGGGAGGGGAGGGGUUUGUUGCACAACCAUGUUCUGAUGUAGAGAGAAGUUCCAAGCAACACACCCAGCAUUACGGCUCGCAUGACAACACUAUUCGAAGGCAACUCCCUCCGGCGAAUACCAACUGCCAUACGACUCUCCACGCCCAGAUUUGGGAACAAGUAUUCGCCACAUGACGCUUGGCGCCCAGAUUUGGGUUAUAAGUGGCACCCGCGCAAACCGACUUUUCGUUCCUUUUGCUGUAGCACUAGGCCGGUAGCAUAAAAAAAGGGAACAAGUAUCACCGUCCAUUGACGGUUAGUCGCAAGGGUGUAUGCGCAGCGAGUUUUUUUGGGGCCCGUGCACGCACUCUUUUCCCCAACCAAUUUGGCACCCACACAUCUGUCGUGCAGUUUCGCGAUUCGUCUAGUAGGGGCGGCGUUGAGCGGCGGGGUGGGGAUUUGCCCUCGCCCUCGCCCUCGCUCUCGCCCUCGCCCUCGCCCUCGCUCUCGCCCUCGCCCGAGUUUCGUUUUCGCGCUCGUUCUUGAGAUACAGUCACCAUGCAAGGGGCUCUCCGAGCUACGCUGGUUGCUGCGCGAGGCGCCGUUGCCCGCCAUGCUGGCGGGAAAUGGCGGGGCGGGGCUUCGUCGUCAUCGUCGACCAGUCAACUGCUGCCACGUGUAGGGCAGUAUGUCAGGGGAGCAGCGGCGGCGGAUUUGUGCUCCUCUCGCUUCCCUGCCGUUUCAUGGGGUGGAGUGCGGAUGUUCAGCACCCCGGCCAAGCAGAUGACCGUCCGAGAUGCGUUGAACUCGGCCAUCGACGAGGAGAUGGCAGCGGAUAACAAAGUGUUCAUUAUGGGAGAAGAGGUAGCGGAGUACCAGGGCGCAUACAAGGUAACGAAGGGGUUGCUGCAGAAGUAUGGGCCCGAACGCGUCCUUGAUACUCCAAUUACUGAGGCUGGGUUCACUGGCCUCGGCGUAGGCGCGGCAAUGUACGGACUGAAACCGAUCGUGGAAUUCAUGACCUUCAAUUUCUCCAUGCAGGCGAUUGAUCAUAUCAUCAACUCAGCCGCCAAGUCUCACUACAUGUCUGGAGGGCAAUUGACGGUCCCACUUGUGUUCCGAGGGCCCAAUGGUCCCGCAGCAGGUGUCGGCGCGCAGCAUUCACAGUGUUUCGCCGCGUGGUACUCCUCUGUCCCAGGUCUGAAGGUGGUCUCCCCGUACUCGUCGGAGGAUGCCAGGGGUCUGAUGAAGGCCGCCAUCAGGGAUCCCGAUCCCGUCGUUGUGCUGGAGAAUGAAUUGCUGUACGGCGAGGCGUUCCCUGUUUCCGAGGAGGCGCUCGACUCCAACUUCGUCGUCCCGAUUGGUAAGGCCAAGAUUGAGCGGGAAGGGACAGAUUUGACUAUUACUGCCUUCUCAAAAAUGGUCGGCUUUUCGCUGAAGGCUGCGGAGGAGCUGGCAAAGCAGGGCAUCAGCGUAGAGGUCAUUAACCUGCGAUCGAUCAGGCCGCUGGAUAGAGAUACGAUCAACAAGUCUGUACGGAAGACGUCUCGUCUUCUGACGGUGGAGGAGGGAUGGCCGCAAAAUGGGAUUGGCGCAGAGAUUUGCGCGUCUGUGGUGGAAGAGAGCAUGGAUUUCCUCGAUGCUCCAGUUGAGAGGAUCACUGGUGCCGACGUCCCCAUGCCAUAUGCUGCCAAUCUGGAGAGAGCGGCAAUUCCGCAGGUGGAAGACAUAAUGCGGGCGGCGAAGAGGGUUUGCCAGAGGAGCGGGGAGGCGAAGCGUGCUGUGGCUUGAGGAUAUGCUUUGCUCGGCCUGCUGUUCUGUUGGAUUGUAUGACGUCGUUCGUUGGCCAUCAAGCUCUCUUAACGGUGAAGACGAUCUGCUAACGGUUCAGUCGAUCUACUAACAUUGCAGCCGGCGAUUUACAGAGCGCCUGUUGCAGUAGAGUGAUGCGACGUUCCGCUCGACAGCGCUGGAGAGGGGUCGGGAGCGUUAUACGGGGGGCUGGUGAGGUCUAAAUUCAGGUCCCAGCUCGUAAAGCCGUGGGAUAAUUGCGAUCCACGUUUGUAAUUAGCAAGCGGCGGGGUUCAUAUUGAUUAGUAGUUAUAGUGUUAAUUGUUCGCUGUCCGAUAGGUUUUAUUUUUGUCCGUGAUGAAGACCACCAGGGAAUAACGGAGGGAGGGAAGGAAACAACGAGUUGUCUCUAUCAACCUGGCAUAAGUUUUUGGAUGGGUGGAAAUGGGGUUUGGCCCAUGGAACUCACCAUGAAACUUCGUGCCACCUGUCGUGAAACUUCCAUGUCUGGUAAGUUUUUCUGCUGAUGGCAAUGGGGAGAUGAGAUGAGGUUCUCGAAGGUUGGAUUUCUAGGAAGACGUGGAUACGAGGGAAGGAGGGGAGGAUGAGGAGGAGAGGAGGAGAGGAGGAGAAAAGGAGAGGAGGAGAGGAGGAGAGGAGGACAAAAUCUGGGUCGGCAACCGCGCACAUUCUCACGUACCCUUUUUUGUAUUUGGGGAUUGUGCAUCUUCUUUUUUAUGGAUUCACAAGUGGAGGGUUUAGUUUAGGAUCUGGUGUUUGGAUAAUGAUGACUCUGAUUAACGAAAUAAUGCCCAUGUUAUUGGGGCUGUAUUGUUUUGAUCUCUUUCCUUGAGUCGCUUGUUGUAUUUGUGCACUUGUGCAACAUGUG